Molecule: messenger RNA, 2499 nt
Organism: Gloeophyllum trabeum ATCC 11539
Lineage: Eukaryota; Fungi; Basidiomycota; Agaricomycetes; Gloeophyllales; Gloeophyllaceae
Exons: 4
Coding region: 1-2499 (832 amino acids)
Source: RefSeq, a predicted model, not a curated record
AUGACCUUGGAGCCUCUGACUUCGCCAAACCUACGUCGAGUCAGCAGCCCAAAGCUAGACAGAGACGCAUGCACCGCAAAGUAUAUCCAAGCCCAGAAGCACUACAUUCAUGGAUACGCUCGUGAUGCUACUAGCAAAACGCUUUCGGCCUCUAUACACUCCCAGGAUUCCGAGCUUGCUCCGUUCAAACAGAAGGCACUUGAACCCGGCUUUGCGACUCCUGUCCUCAAACCUAGAGCACCGAAACGACAGGACAAAGAACAUACCAAGCCCGAUAAGCCAGUGAUGUGCCUGCCUUCGAAGCAUACAUCUGCUGCCGCCUCAGUGGUGACGCAAGGCGAAUCAACCAGUGUGAAGACCGCAAAAGAUAUACCACAGAAACAGUCUGCUGUUGCGAAGUUGAAAGAUGGCACUAGAUGUAACAAUAAACGUCGGUCAAGUGCUAAUUCUGACGAAGAGCAUGCCGCAAGACUAGCCGAGAGGCGGGAACGUAAGCGAGCGAAGAGAGCCAUCGUGAGACCGCAGGAACCAGCUAGGGAUUCUCGAGAUCUAGUCCAAGAUGCCAAAGAUCGUGAAGACGAAGACACCACAAAGGAUGCCAAACCGCGAGGCAAGGCAAAGGCCGCGCAGAAGGCAAAGGCUUCUGCUGGACUUGCCUUGAUGAAUACGUUCUUCGCCAAGAACGUUAGCAAGAAUAGACUCACCUUAAAACCUGAGACCCAAACUGGCGUGUUCAGCAAGGGGAGGGCAUCGGCCAAGACCGUAGUUAUUAACAAAAAGACUAAGGCGCCGACCGAAGAACGAAAUAAGAAGGUAUUUUCUGAGGCCCGAUUCUUGAAUAGCGGUAAACCACCCGCCAAACUCUUGUAUACUUCAUCGGAUUCGGAAUCAAGUUCCGAGGACGGGAGUACGCCAUUAGAUGAUGCAAGCAUAAUACUCCGUAAGAACAGUACGAGUAUACCCGGUCCUACAAGGCCAGACCGGAUGAAAGAAAAGGUUGUCGACACUCAGGGUUCUGAUGACCAGAGCAAUACUCGCGUCUCUCGGAAAGUCCGCCGAUCACACCGAUCGCAGGUCAAGGAAGCUGUGUCUGAGAUCUGGGACAUAGAAGUCGACGGACGUGGUCUCCCAUCUGAGGUCUCUUCUGUAGGCCCAGUCAGCCAUCUCCAGGAAGGAACCGUGCUGCUGAAUAUGCCUGCCUUUCGCUUCGACUCGGAGGGAGGUGAAGAUGCUUUUGCACAAUCUGGAAGCGCGCCAAAGGUGAUAUUAGUGCAGGCCGAAAGUGGUAGCAAUAUAGUCAAGACUAAGGAGCCCGGUACAGGCCAAGCAACUCGUAGCUCCUCAAUCGGUCCCUCUGAUUCUGCCUCUCAGCUUCGACGAGAAAUCCCCAACACUACGACAUUCUCUGGGGCUUUCUCUAGAUAUUUCCCAGUGGCUGUCUUGGAUGCGGUACGACCGGCCCUCGAGAAGGAGCCUUACUCCGAGACAUACUCAGUUGAGGAAUGUCCUUCUCCAGGUGGUGGCCUGUGUACUCUGGUAUCUAACAACGACCCACAGGAUGCCAAUCAUGUCUCCAAAAUAGCUCCAUGUGCACUCUCUCGACCAAACUUUGCCGCCGAAAUCUCUGAGACUUGCUCCCUACUACUGGAUGCUGAAGUCACAGGUAGAAAUACAUAUGCUAUUCCUGGUCCAUCUAUUGAUCAUAUGUCCAUGUUGGAGGACCCCGUCUCUCCAAGUAUGUCGGUCAAUUCGCUCGAGCUUGCGCUGGAAAACUAUGAAGCCGAUCACGUCCUAGGAGCUCACUUGAACCCACAGGACAUGGAGAUUCUGGAACUGAACUAUGAACUUCGUACCUCCCCCGGGCGCGAGCAUCAAGACCCGGUCCACGACGAUGCGGAUUGGGGAGACUACCAUUACUAUGAAGAUGAUGCUGGCGCUGUUGCACCCCUAGACGCAUUUGGCUUAGACGAUAUUGCGCACGAUCUCACUGCAGCCUCGGCUGACUGGCAGUACUGUGGAAGCCAACCUAUCGAUUCUCGUCCACCGGACAGCGAAUUCGGCCACCUGACAUAUGAUAACUUGGCUGGCCACGAUGUAGAUUAUCGGUGUGUACACAAUGACUCUCCAACGGAUAUGGAGCAGUCAAUGGACGGACCUGAUGACAUGUACGUUUGUGUUCAUGAUCUGGGAGCUGGCGAGCACUGCGGCGACUACACCAUGGCUUCAGACAUCGAAAUACGGGACGUCCUUUCCCGCCCGCAGACCCCCCGCUCAGAAAGCAUUCCGGCUUCGGACCCUACGUCAGUCUCGGACUGUACCUUUGAUCAAUCGGGUUUGCUGCCGCUAUUCAGCGAAGGUCGCUCAUUGUUGCUUGGGUUUUCUGGCGCGCCGUCACGCACUGGCAAUAUCACCACUCGACCCCUGGCCCGAGGUGUGUCUAAAGCCGAGAUGGACGUGGUAAAGAGUAUGAAGGAUCACUGGUUGCCACAGAGACUAUAA